AUGCUUAUUAUUUGUUGUACAGAAUAUGAGGAUACAGUAAUAAGUUAUCGUGAAGAAGAAAUUACACCACGAGACGCUCGAGUUGAGUUAGAAACUCUUAUUGGUAACCGAAAAAUUAAGGUAAUGGUUGAGGAUAUAGAAGAAAAAAUAAAAUCAAUGGAUAUCGAUUCUGACAAGAAAGAUUUAUUAAAUGAUUAUUUGUUUAGUGUAAGCGACGAUAAUCUUACCAUAGCAUCAUGGGCAAGUCAUCUUACAUCAUAUCCUACUAAUAUUUUACUUACUGGUAACACGUUAAAUUGUUUCUACGUUCCGCUUUUCAAGGAUCCAUUAAUAAAAAAUGUCAAGGAAUUUCCUCUAUGGACCAAAGUUUGUAUUCCAUCUAAUAAGUUGCGACCUUCAUCUUCUUACAUAGAAGAAGAUUUCAAAGACUUAAAAAAAGUCUUAGCAAAACAAAUUACUCUUCCAGCAAGGAUCGAUAUUUUUGUAAAAGUUCAUCUGAAAUAUUUACUGGGUGAUAAUAACAUUGAUGAUUGUACCAUGUCAAUCGAGGAUUCAAAUCUUCAUAAUGAAAAGUUUGAAGAAGGCGUACAAAAUGAUGAAGAAUUCCAAGACAGCUUACAAAAUGAAAAUUGGCGAGGAUUAGGAAAUGAUCUAAAACACGCAAAGAACGACUGGGCAAACUACGAUAAUAAUGAUAAUCAAAAUGAUUCUGAUGAGAAUUCAAAAGCCGAUGGUACUGAGAGUGAAAAAUUACAUUCAGUUUUAGAAAUUGAUGAGGAUGAAAUUGAAAUAAAUUUAAAUAAUGCUAUUGACAAAGUUAGUAGGAAAAUUAAAAAAGAAGAUUACCCGGAGAUAAAAUUAAUAAACGAUUUGAUUAAAUUAAAAAAGAAUAAAGAAAAUAUUCCAACCAUACAGAAAAAAGGAAAACACAAAGAAACUUAUUUAUUGAUAAAUGGAAAUAAAAGAGGACCAGUUCUUUACCAGGGGAUACACUAUAUUGCUUAUAAUACUUGUCCUUUGGACAGUAUUAUACAAAUACUUUAUAAUGGAGCACUCGAGAAUCAAAGUUUUACAGAUUAUUUAAGUAGCUCCAAAAAUCCAGCUUUUCUACUUACCAUGAACUUAUUGAAAAAAGGCGUUAAUAAUAAUCCAAAAAUUUAUGAGGAGCGCUUUUCCAUUCUUCAUCAAUUUUAUAAAGCAUUAGAACCAUCGCAAAAAGAACAAGGGGCUGAAGAAAAAAAUAAUAAAACAACUACAGUAUCUCGAGUAAUCGAUUGUGAAGAUAACGUAACCAGCUUAACUGAGUGUCCGAAGACAAAUUCUAAUUAA
Molecule: messenger RNA, 1329 nt
Organism: Cotesia congregata
Lineage: Eukaryota; Metazoa; Arthropoda; Insecta; Hymenoptera; Braconidae
Source: the annotation of a GenBank genome assembly